This is a messenger RNA of Hyaloscypha bicolor E, 2941 nucleotides long. RefSeq names its product patatin family phospholipase-like protein. Lineage: Eukaryota; Fungi; Ascomycota; Leotiomycetes; Helotiales; Hyaloscyphaceae. The record is from RefSeq and is a predicted model, not a curated record. Gene Ontology annotation, molecular function: triacylglycerol lipase activity. Bases 202 to 2664 code for a protein of 820 amino acids. Gene Ontology annotation, biological process: lipid metabolic process. The transcript has a single exon.
GUACAGUACAUCACAUCACCGCCUUCUCGGGCCUGUUCCUAGCGUGGUGGUACAUGCAUUUCAACCUUUCGCAACUACUUGUUCUCACCCUUUUAAAACUCUAUUCCCGGGCCUACCUCCGUCUCACUCCCAUCAGAGAGUAUAUCAAAGAAUUCAGUUAGGAGAAGCAGCCAGCGUUCAUGGCGCGCAUCGAAACGAGAUAUGGUGCUACUAGAAUACCUCCAGAAGAAUUGCGUCGACAAUAGCAAAGGCCCCCAUAAACAACCUCCGGCGUCGGCACCAGUUAGAGGAUUUAUUUGUAACGACGACUCGGGUUCCACACACCGCACGUCGCUGUCGAGGUGGGGCUUACUGGGCCCGGCUGCUAGGAUUUUGAGAAAUGGCGUGGGUUUGGUCAACAGUACGGUUUUGACACUGAGGGAUGGCUUGAUGGAGGAGGAAAGGGAGGCCAGGAGGAGGAAGGAAGAGAUGAGGCAGAUUCUGGGGCUGCGGAUGCAGAACGCGGAGACCAUGGAACAAUGGCGGACGGCAGCCAGGGAGUUGGACGUUCUGGAAGACAACGUGGCCUGGAAGGCCGACUCCACGUCCUCCGAAUUCGAUGGCCCGCUGAUUGAGGCACGACUGAAGCAACUGGAUGAGGCAAGAACGAACGUAGAUAUCAAGGCCAUGCUGAAUCUUGUGCGGACUGCGCUGGUCAGGGAUUUGGGUGGGAUGGGCAAUCGAAGGCUUUACCAGCACUCGCACAUUGGGACGAAGGACUUGAUUGAGCGGUACAUCGACUCGACCAUUGACACUAUUCGAGCCCUUGUCGAAACGAGCAAAUACAGCCUACCGGAUGGCGUUGAGACGAAGGACAUCCUAGAGCAGGUCGUUUAUGCUAGACAAGCCUUUGGAAGGAGUGCUCUGUUAUUGAGUGGAGGAGCAACUUUUGGCAUGAAUCAUGUCGGAGUUCUGAAAGCGCUUUACGAAACAAGGCUCCUGCCGCGGAUUAUAUCUGGUGCUUCCGCUGGAAGCAUUGUAUGCGCUGUGCUUUGCACACGAACAGACGAGGAGAUUCCAGAUGUCCUGGCUUCCUUUCCCUUCGGUGAUUUGGCAGUCUUUGAGGAGCAAGGAAAGGAGGACGGGAUCCUCGAUAGGCUGCGGAGAUUACUGACUGAAGGAUCUUGGAUCGAUAUAAAGCAUCUGACCAGAGUGAUGCAUGAUGUACUUGGCGACAUGACCUUCCAGGAAGCUUACAACCGUACCCGGCGAAUUCUCAAUAUCUGUGUUUCGUCGGCCUCUGUCUACGAACUUCCUAGGCUUCUCAAUUAUGUUACUGCGCCGAAUGUUAUGAUCUGGUCUGCUGUGGCAGCCUCUUGCUCGGUGCCUCUUGUCUUUUCAUCUGCGCAACUGCUUGUCAAGAAUCCAGCCACCGGCGAGAACUCUCCCUGGAACCCAACCCCACAACACUGGAUCGACGGAAGUGUGGAUAAUGAUUUGCCAAUGACCCGGUUGGCGGAGAUGUUCAAUGUCAAUCAUUUCAUCGUUUCGCAAGUCAACCCCCAUGUUGUGCCAUUUCUGGUCAAGGACGAGGAAGCCAUCGCGAAGGAUGCCCAGUCUGAUUCGGCUGGACCAGGCUUCGUCUACACUCUCACCAAUCUGGCCAAAGACGAAGCGUUACAUAGACUGCAAGUAAUGGCCGAACUGGGCAUAUUUCCAAAUCUAGUCACGAAAUGCAAAUCCAUCCUAAGCCAAAAGUACUCGGGAGAUAUUACGAUACUUCCGGCGAUAGAUUACAAAGAUUUCCCACGGAUGCUCAAGAAUCCGACUUCGGAUUUUUUGGUCCAGGCCUGUUUAUGUGGAGAGAAAGCGACAUGGCCGAAGUUGAGCAGAAUACGAAAUCAUUGUGCAGUAGAAUUAGAAUUAGAUGCAGCAGUGCAGACAUUACGGACGAGGGUGGUGUUUAGCCCAAGUCAGGUUGAUCUCCGGCGAAUGUCGACUGGAAAUACGUUUACGAAGAGAGUGGGGCGGAGGAGAGGUAGUGGCGGAAACGUGCUGCCACUGCAAUCCACGCGCGAUGAAGAAGGAGAGUUCUAUAUCAGAAAGAGCCUUUCGAGACCGCCAUUGAGAACAGCGAGCACACAGCUGAACCUAUCAAGGAAAUACAUACAACCAGCAAAGCCUUGGUUUCGAUCAGUCCAUGCAACUCCUCUGCCAACUCCUCAGAUCGGAGAUGCAAGACCGGCGAAGAAUCCCUUUGAUCUUCAUCUUCAGCUACCCGAUCUCUCCUCAGCUGGAGAAACGACGCAUUCUCCACCCAGCUCAGAUGCAGAUAUCGACUCCCAUACGGAUGAAAGCAGCCCGGAGCCCGACGCAGCAGACGAUGGGGUUCCGGGUGUGGGUCUCUGCCACAGCCCCAACAGCCAUGCUCGGCGAGCCCCUGGAGUCAUAGAUUUCUUCUCGGCAAGCCAGCCAGUAACCGCUGGAACAGACCACGUUCUGGCGACCUCGCCUCUCUCGGCACGAUCGAACGUGGGAUUCACGACAUCACCUAAUUCAAUGACGAGAAGAUCCGGGGAGUUCAAUAAGAGCGUCGGGACGAGCGGUCCGGAUAUGAGAUACAAGAGGUUGUUCCAUUCACAACCUCAAACGAAACCAGAAGAGAGCCUCAAAGUUCCACCGUGAGAGAAGACGAAUACGAGAGACGCGAAUAUUCAUCACAUUUCGAUUGAGAAAGAUACCAUCGCUUAAUCUAGCGAAUUGCAUAGGGACGGGAAGUCAUGAGCGGUGUUUUAAGGGAUUGAGUGCAUUGAAAAGAGGAUCGGUGCACGGGGUUGGCGUUAGAAGGAUUUAUGUGGAGACGGGACUCGCCGUCGUUGAGAAGUUUAAGAGACGAGCAUUUACUUACAGUGGCAUUAGCAUGAGAGAUUUUCCUGAAUCCAAACAUUUUCUGUUGACUGCG